ACAUGAGUGCCCAUCAUAAUGGCAACAGUUUCCAUCUUAAAGAUCUAAAAAAAUGAUUUGGGAAUGUCCGGCGGGCCAGAUUGAAAAGCUUCAUUUGCCCAGGUUUGUUUUAGACUGUUGAAGUUUGAUUGUUUGCACCAGAAGGAAAGAACCUCUAGGGCAGGGUUGUCCACACUCAGACAUGUUUUUUCAUAUUUCGUAACAGCCGCUCAGUGAGUCAUGUUUCUUUGACUCCAAGUACUUUGCAGUCUACGUUUACACCAGUGUGGGUGACACUGGGAGCAAAGUGGGUACGGUGUCUUGCCCAAGGACACAAUGGCAGUGAUCAGGCUGGCAAAAGCUGAAUUCCAACCGAGAGCCCUCAAGUUUCUGCUUGCCAUCAGAGCCCCAGCGCCCCAGGGGGCUCUGCUUGUGAAGAGGACGAGACUUGCCACAUUCCACACGCCAAACAAGAACAACAUGUCGGUGAAGAGCAACACUCCCAACCUCAGCCAGUCCCAGGCCGCAGAACUCGUGAAGAAACGCUACAACCUGACUGCCUCUGAAGUCCGCUUUCUGCCCGCCUGGGAAGACCAGAACCUUCACGUGGUGACUGAGGAAGGAGGGCAGUUUGUGCUGAAGAUUAUGAACUCCAAGGACAGUAAGAAGCCCGCCGUUGUCGAGGUGCAGACUUACGCCAUGAACUUCCUGCGGGAGAAGGGACUUCCUACUCAGAAUACCCUGAAAACAACCACAGGACAGGUCAUGUUCCUGGAAGACAUCGAUUGUGGCCAUGGUCUACAGAAGUUCCUGGUGCGCCUCUUGACUUAUUUACCAGGGAUCCAAAUAGCCAAGGCUCCUUUCUCACCACAACUGCUCUAUGAUGUGGGCCAAUCAGCAGCCAGGAUGGACCUGGUCCUCAAAGAGAUGAAACAUCCUCAACUGUCAGUGUUGCAGAGGGACGACUUAACUUGGAGUCUGUCAAACGUUCUUCUCCUGGAGGACUACAUGAACCUUCUAGAUGGACAUCCUCUCCAGGCGGGCGUGAGGACGGUUCUCCAUCAGUACAAGAACUAUGUGGCCCCUAAAUACUCUGCUUUCCGCAAGUGUGUGAUACACGGCGACCUAAAUGAUCUCAAUGUGCUGGUCCAAGCUGACGAGAGCAAGGCUUACAAGAUUUCCGGUAUCAUUGAUUUUGGGGAGAUCCACUUUGGCUAUUACGUGCAUGAGCUGGCCAUCACCAUCAUGUACAUGAUGCUGGAACACCCUAAACCCAUUGAGGUGGGCGGAGCUAUCUUAGCCGGCUGGGAAAGUAUCUUUCCUCUCAACAAGACGGAGAAAGAUUGUCUGUUUUGGUUGGUUCUGUCCCGUUUCUGCCAGACCUUGGUGCUCUCCAAGCACGCUGUGACCCUGCAGCCUGAAAAUGAGGAAUAUCUGAUGUACACGUCCAAGAACGGCGUUCGGAUUUUACUGGAACUUUUAAAGGUGGGGAAGGCGCAGGUGGAGAAGGUGUGGUUCAAAACUGCUGCUGACCUCAAUCACAAAAAGACAGAAAUAAUUAACUGAGUCAUGUAUAACCAGUAUAACGAUAACCCAUGUAUAACCUCCACAUGCAUGCAUGAACUCCGUAAUAUCUAUUCAUCUUUUUACGAACAAGAAAUUGCACACAACAUUGUAAUAGAGACAAACGUGUAACAAAUAUCAUUGUCCAUAUUUCUAAAUAAAUGACGAAAAUGGAAUGCUGAUGGGUCGCCACAAGGCACACCGUAAAAAUGGGGAAAUUGUAAAAAGCUGGGGAAGGAUGAGUAAGAAAAUACAAUCCAGACUUGGCUCCUAAGGAGGUCCAGUCUGGAGUGGGAAAAAACCUCCAUAGCAAAGCACA
This is a messenger RNA of Nerophis lumbriciformis (worm pipefish), 1861 nucleotides long. Its product is annotated as hydroxylysine kinase-like. Gene Ontology annotation, molecular function: amino acid kinase activity. NCBI's taxonomy places the organism in Eukaryota, Metazoa, Chordata, Actinopteri, Syngnathiformes, Syngnathidae. The record is from RefSeq and is a predicted model, not a curated record.